CACUCACAAAAAUCACUGAUAUAAAUCAUCUCCUCUCCGCCGCUCCUUCAUUCUUUAGCCUAAGCACCACUGCCUCCGACUCAGCUGGGGUUUCCGCAUCUGCUCCAAUGGGAAAGGGAACAGGGAGUUUCGGAAAGAGGAGGAACAAGACCCACACCCUCUGCGUGAGGUGUGGCCGCCGCAGCUUCCAUCUCCAGAAGAGUCGCUGCUCUGCCUGUGCCUUCCCCGCUGCCCGCAAGAGGACAUAUAACUGGAGUGUGAAGGCGAUCCGAAGGAAGACUACUGGAACUGGAAGGAUGAGGUACCUCCGCCACUUGCCUCGCAGGUUCAAGAGCGGCUUCAGAGAGGGUACUCAAGCAGCACCAAGGAAGAAGGGAGCAGCCGCCACUGCUUAAAAGCAUUAUUGAAGAGUGGUAUUGGGUGUAAUUUGCUUGCCAAAUUACAUUUUUCGGUUUUUGAGUUUUUAUGUGUUGAGACUGGUUUUAUGAAGGAGCAAUGUUUGAUGGGUGUCAUAACCUUUUUAAUGAUUUAGCACUUUUUGAUUCCGAUUAGUAUGUAGCUUUCAUUUUGGACAAGGAUGGAUAAUUUCAUUGUUGUUUCCCCAUUUAAUAUUACUUCAUAUUUAUAUAUU
Corylus avellana is the source of this 631-nucleotide messenger RNA. Its product is annotated as large ribosomal subunit protein eL37x. Gene Ontology annotation, cellular component: ribosome; cytosolic large ribosomal subunit. The record is from RefSeq and is a predicted model, not a curated record. Gene Ontology annotation, biological process: translation. Gene Ontology annotation, molecular function: RNA binding; structural constituent of ribosome. Lineage: Eukaryota; Viridiplantae; Streptophyta; Magnoliopsida; Fagales; Betulaceae.